UCUGUCAAAUUGCUACUGCUUUUUAAUGGAGCUAUUAUGUAUUUAGUACCUAAUGACAAAUCUAAAGAUGGGACUGACUGAAUAGCACCAAGAGGGAAUGGUAGCUUUGGUAUUAAAUUUAGCUACUUUCUGCAUUUGUUCCAACUGUGUAAUUUUGUAAUGCUGUUUAGUUGUUCUGUUUCUAGUGCUUGCGUCUCAUGCUGUGUGGUUGCCAUUUUGAGUAAACAGGGCAAUGCCCAUAUUUUAAGCUUGUGUGUAAGCAAAUGUGUAUCUGUUAGAAAAUAUGCACACUGCCCUAUUUACACAAAAUUACAAUAGCACUUAUUGGGAAGAUUACUAGGAGUGCUGUCCUGGUAUGUGAGACUGAAUCUUUAACAAUGACUAAAAAGGGUUCUUAUGUAAUCAAAAAUCUGAUAGAUAAUGAAGGGUUUUCUCCCUUUCAGGUGAGAUGUCUGAAAAACUAAACAGAUGCCGGAAGGAGCUAACAGCAGCUAUUGACAGAGCACUGGAAGAUCUCUCAGUUCCACUCCAUCACUCCCCAGAUAGUACCACCAACCUGGACUUCGACUUGCUGACAGUGGAAUCCUUAAUGCCCUCCAGUACAGAGCUCAUUAGUCACAGAGGAGAGCCAACUCUGCCCACUGAAUGUUUCCCUCACCAGCCUUUAACAGAUUCUACUGUUCCAGAAAAAGAGAAUCCUCUUUUCAAGCCAAAUCUCACUCCAUUGAUUAUAACCUCCAACAUUCCUUGUUCAAAACGGGAGCCAUUAAUAAGCAAGGAAAAUACAUAUCUUCACCCUCCAGUUUUCAUGACUACACCCUCCAGUUUUCAAGACAAGCAGUUCUUCAUUGGAAAAAUUGAUGAAAGGCUAGUGAAGCCAGAUGCAAGUGUAAUUGCCACUGAUGCUCCCCUAGAGAGUUCUAAAGAUCUUGCGGAUAUGAGUGGAAAUGCAAUAGUUUGCCCUGAAGAAAAGGUGCAAAGGAAGCCAGAUUUUGAUGACCUACAGCAAAUCAGCAGGUUUUCAAUAGAACUGUUGCCUCCAGAUGAGGCUGCAGCCUUUGGCCAGGAAAUAAGGAGCAGUUUUAAAAAAAUCCUGGAGAACAGCCCAGAGGAUGAAGAGAUCAUUGAAACACUGCUGGAUAUGGAAGAGGAUUACAGACUAAACAGCUCCACCCUGCACUAGGAUGAGGUAAACUGGUGCAAGGUGUGAACUAUUAGAAAGCUCUGAUAAUAAGCAGUACUUCUGAACCACAGCAAUUUUGGCAAACUUCUCUGUUGGGGCAAGUUGUACCAUUAAAAUAAAUGAUU
Messenger RNA from Sphaerodactylus townsendi, 1308 nucleotides. RefSeq names its product linkage group 03 C3orf62 homolog (gene LG03H3orf62). NCBI's taxonomy places the organism in Eukaryota, Metazoa, Chordata, Lepidosauria, Squamata, Sphaerodactylidae. The record is from RefSeq and is a predicted model, not a curated record. The transcript is spliced from 3 exons. The coding region runs from base 449 to 1183 and encodes 244 amino acids.